Hansenula anomala is the source of this 2763-nucleotide messenger RNA. It is a transcript of the gene TAF1, whose product is annotated as histone acetyltransferase. The transcript has a single exon. Bases 1 to 2763 code for a protein of 920 amino acids. Gene Ontology annotation, molecular function: histone acetyltransferase activity; TBP-class protein binding; RNA polymerase II general transcription initiation factor binding. Gene Ontology annotation, cellular component: transcription factor TFIID complex. Lineage: Eukaryota; Fungi; Ascomycota; Saccharomycetes; Phaffomycetales; Wickerhamomycetaceae. The record is from RefSeq and is a predicted model, not a curated record. Gene Ontology annotation, biological process: transcription by RNA polymerase II; RNA polymerase II preinitiation complex assembly.
AUGUCUGGUGCUAAUGGUGGGAAGAAAAAUGGGCCCGCUCCUCAGAGUGAAGACGAUGCUUACAAUUCCCUUUUCAGUGGUGACUUGGGUUCAUUUGACAUCAACAAAGUCAUUGGAAGUGAUGAUAUGAAGACACAACAUGCCGAUGAUGCCAUCGAUUUUGAAGACGAGGACGAACUUGCUGAUGAUGAAUUACCUGAGGAAGAAGAAUCUAGUAAUAAACAAAAUCUUCAGGGUGAUGAUAAUGAUGAUUUCAUGAAGGAGCUUGAAUCUGAGGCAAAGCCGAAUGACACAGAUUCUCAAUUCGAUAAACUCUUUGGUGAUAAUAUAGAUGAUGGUUUUGGCGGAAGCCAAGGGUUUGAAGAUACAGAUGCAAGUACGUUGAGGGCUAAGGAACAUAAAGAAAAAGAAGAUAGGAAGAAACUUGAGGAACAAAAAAGACUAGAGAAGAUCAAAGAACAGGAGGAUCGAGAACAACAAAAAUUUCAAGAAGGAUUAUUGAAAUUCUACUACCCAGCAUUUAAGAAAAACUCUAUACUACCAAUGAACUCAAUUUUUGGACCCAAGCCCAAGAAAUAUGAAUAUCAACAGCCUGGUGUUAUGAAGCCGCUUCUACCAACUAAGACCCAACUGGAAGUUGAUACAGACGAGAGAAGAAUCUUCAAAUCAACAUUGAGUCAUUCAACACAAACGGACGGAAAACGAAUAAUACCAGUAGAGGAGUAUGUGCUGGAUAAUCAAGUCACACAGAAAAAAACCAAGAUUGAGCUUGACGAAGAUUUGAUGCUGGCCACAUUUGAUUGGGAUUAUGACACUAUUGUUGGUGGAGAUGAACCUGAACCUAAAAUUAAAGCCAAAUCAGACAAUUUUAAUUUCGCAGAUGAAGAUAUUAAUGAUUAUGAUGAUGAUGAAAUUUUCGAUGGACAAUUGCAUACCAAAUUACAGUUAGAUAUGAAUGAUCCAAACUUGUUAUUCCUGGAUGAAAAAGACAGAAUUGUAAGGAAGCAACAAGUACCAACUAUACCAACAAAUGAGAAGCUACUUUUCUCAAAAUUCAACAUCUCCAAUGAUAACAAUUAUGAUUUAUUGAAAGAGAAUUAUCAUAGUAAAAUCAGAUCUACUAUUGGUAACUUGAAUAUUGAACAUUCUAUGCCUGCAAUUAGACUACAAUCACCAUACUACAAGGUUAAGUUAACUAAGGAUCAACUACGUAACUUCCAUAGAAAACAUUUCAGAGUUAGACCCGGUCAAGUUAUUCAAUUCUCUAAGUUAAAGGUUAGAAAAAGAAAGAAGGACAGGGGCAAAGAGAUUAAAGAGCUGUUCAACAAGACAACAGAUCUAACACUUGCUGAUACUGGUCAAACAUUAUUGAUGGAGCAUUCUGAACAGGUUCCUAUUGUAUUACCUAACUUUGGUAUGGGUAGUAAAUUGAUCAACUAUUAUAGAAAGAAGGAUGAGGAAGAUAUUUCAAGACCAAAGCUAUCUAUUGGUGAGACUCAUGUUUUAGGUGUUCAAGAUAAAUCCCCAUUUUGGAAUUUUGGUUUUGUCGAGCCUGGUAAUAUAGUACCAACUCUUUAUAAUAAACUUGUUAGAGCACCAGUUUUCAAACAUGAAGUUGCUAAUACUGAUUUCUUGUUAAUCAAAAGUACUGGUGGUGGUGUUUCUCAGAAAUAUUUUUUGAAAAAUAUAACACAUUUGUUUGCUGUUGGUCAAUUAUUUCCUGUCGUUGAUAUACCAGGCCCUCAUUCAAGAAAAGUCACCACAGCUAGCAAGAAUAGACUGAAAAUGAUUGUAUUCAGGGUUCUGAAAAGAAGUCCUGAAAGAAGAUUAUUGGUUAAAGAUAUUUCCGCCCAUUUCCCAGAUCAAAAUGACAUGCAAAAUAGACAAAGAUUAAAAGAAUUCAUGGAGUACCAAAGAUCUGGUGAAGAUCAAGGUUUUUGGAAAUUAAAGGAAGAUCUACCAAAUGAUAGAUUAAUCAGUCCUGAGGAUCUGACACUAUUGGAGGCAAUGCAAGUUGCCCAACAACAAAUGGAAGAUUUGGAAUUUUAUUCGAAUGAAGAAUUAAAUGAUGAAUUAGCAUUGUGGAAUUUGACCAAAAAUUUCAUUAAUGCAACUCAAGGUAAGGCAAUGUUACAAGUCCAUGGUGAUUUGGAAGGGAAAAGCUUUUCAUUUUUGAAAACUUCAAUGAAAGGUGGGUUUAAAAGCUUUGAAUCUAAUGGUCAUAGUUAUAAUGUUGCAUUACAACAAAAGGCUUAUGAUGAAGAAAUUUCUAAAACAUGGUAUGGUCAGCAAAAGAGAUUAUCUGAAAAAUCGUCACACAUUGAAGAACUUGGUGAUAGUGAAGAAGACCUAGGAAUGAACACCAAGAAAGAUCAACCUGUCAAGUUUUUGAAAAUCACAAGAAUGGUUAGAGAUAAAAAUGGUAUUUUACAAAGAAAACAUGAAAUUAUUAAAGAUGAAAAUGUUAUCAGAGCAUAUAUUAAACGUCGUGAAAAAUUAGAUGAGGAUAUAAUGCCUGAAGAUAUCACAGUCACCAAUGAUGAAGAAAAAAAUCAAAAGGCCAAAAAGUUAUUGGAAGAACAAUUGGCUAAGUUACAAAAGAACCAAGAACGUCGUAAUGCACGUAAGGCAAACAAAGAAAAUCUGGGUGGUAAGGGAAUUGGUAAAGGAAAGAGUACAACACGUAGAUGUGCUACUUGUGGUGCGAUUGGUCAUAUCAGAACUAACAAGUCAUGUCCAAUGUAUGAUGAAGCUAACCCAUGA